Cuscuta europaea is the source of this 2348-nucleotide messenger RNA. NCBI's taxonomy places the organism in Eukaryota, Viridiplantae, Streptophyta, Magnoliopsida, Solanales, Convolvulaceae. The record is from the annotation of a GenBank genome assembly.
UUUGAAACCCAACAUUUUCUCAAGAGGAAAACUACGGAAAGGAAGGUCUUGUUGCUUUAAAACUAGAUAUGAGUAAGUCUUAUGAUCGUGAUGAGUGGAGUUUUCUGCGUGAUAUCCUCCUGCGCAUGGGUUUUGAUAGUAGAUGGGUUGAUAUAAUCAUGACAUGUGUGUCUGAGGUUAGUUAUUAUAUUCAGUUUGAUAAAGAUUUUUUGAGUCCGAUUGUUCCUGGGAGAGGCUUACGACAAAGAGAUCCUCUUUCUCCUUAUUUAUUUCUCCUUGUGGUUGAUGGGUUGAGUUUACUUUUGAGACUAGCGAAAUUGAGAGGAGAUAUUCAUGGAGUGGCUAUCUGCAGGGAAGCACCGAGUGUCUCAUCUGUUGUUUGAUGAUGAUAGCUUUAUGUUUUUCAAAGCAGCUAAUGAUGAACGUAAUAUCAUUAAAAAGAUUUGCAGGAAUGUGAACGAGUGUUAGGACAGGCGAGAAAUUUUGCAAAAUCUAGCUUGACUUUUAGCACAGAUGUGGGGAGACUUUCAAGGAUAGGUGAUGCAAUCUCUUUGAUAUUUCGAGAGAUGGGGGAUGGAACAGAUAUCUCGGAUUGCCCGCAUUGAUUGGUAAAAAGAUAAGAUGACAAUUUUGGGUUACUUACGUGACAAGAUCACCAAUGGGAUUAAGAGUUGGAAUGAUAGAUUUUUCUCACAGGUGGGUAGAGCAGUCUUACUCUAAAAUGUUAUUCAAGCCAUGAUGACCUAUGCGAUGAAUGUAUUUCUUCUCCCGCGAGAGUUGUGUAACGAGAUUGAAAAGCUAAUGAACGGGUUAUGGUGGAAAGAGUUGAAGUUUGAUCAAAGAUGCCUCAGAUGGAGGAGACGGGCCUGGCUUUGCAAAUCGAAGGGGGUGAGGGUUUGGGUUUUCGGAAAUUAAGAGAAUUUAAUUUGGCCAUGUUAGCAAAACAUGGGUGGAAGUUGGCGACUCAUUCAAGAAGCCUCAUGAGUCGGAUUCUUAAAUAUAGGUAUUUUGCUAAAACUGACUUUUUGAACACCCAGUUAGGAAGUAUUCAUUCUUUCAUUUGGCAGAGUAUUUUGGAAACUAAGGUGAAGAAUAAUAUUAUAAGAAAAGUGGGGAAUGGUAAGAGUAUUCAAGUGUGGGCAAAUGCAUGGUUAAAAGAGUGUAGUUCUUGAUAUGAAUGUUGCUGCUCUACGUGAUUGUAUGGGUAAGAGAUGGAGUAGAGAUCGUACUUUCUAUUUUUAAUGUUGAAGAGAGUAAAAAGAUUUUGAGUAUUCCUGUUACUUUGUGGGACAUGGAGGAUGGAUACUGAUGGAGGGGGAGAGAAGAACGGGUUGUUUUAUGUCAAAAGUUGUUAUAAGGCGUUGGUAGGAGGGUCGGAUGCUGAGGUCUAUAACGGUUGGUCACGUAUGUGGGAUCUCCAUGUGCCACCUAAGGCUAAAUACUUUGCCUCACGGUACUUGAUGGCUCUCUCCCGACCCUAGAAAACUUGCAGCGAAGAGAAGUUACGGUCCAGACUGAUUGCAUGUUGUGCAGUCAAGCUAUGGAGACUGGUGAAGUGGAGGGGGUAUGAAAUGCUUCAUGUGUGUGUUUUGAAAUGGACAUCGGGGACUCUUGAGGAAGGGAUUAAGUCAAAGUUGGAGCGAUUAAGUAAGGAAGGUAGUUGUAAGUUCAUAAUGCUGCUUUGGAGUCUUGGGAAGCGGAGGAAUAAUUUGGUGUGGAAAGACUCGAGUUUAGGAACUUCAGUGGUUUUGAGUUGUGCAAGAAGCAUGUAGAAUACUUGGAAGGAUUCUUAAAAAAGAAGUGAAGGGGGCAACACACCUAAUACGAAUAGGGUGGGGCAGUGGCAACGUCCUCAAAUGGGUUAUACCAAAAUUAAUGUAGAUGCAGCGGUAACGAUGCUGGUGGUAUUCGGGCAUGGGGCUGGAUUGCCCGGAAUGAGCAAGGUGAGUUUAUAAAGGCUGUAGGCGGGUCAAUGAAGCCAGAGUGGUCCCUGAUUGAGACUGAAGAUUGGAGCCUUCGCGAGGCGAUUUUAGGGGCGGAAAAGGAAGGGUGGAUCGGAGUAAAGUGGAGUUGAAGUCAGAUGCACUUGUAGUGGUCCAAGGUGAAAAUGCGUUUAUUAUCUUGAUCUACUUCUUGACGACAUCGAACAUUAUAUUCAGAGAAAGAGUCAUUUUAGCAUCUAUUUUUGUAAGUGAUCUGUGAUUCGUGUUGUUCAUGCGAUAGCUCGAGCACAUGUGUCCCUCUAAGAUCUUAGUUGCGUUUAUGAUUUAGUUCCUGAUUUCGUUGUAAACCAAGUGACUAAUGAUUUGAUUAAUUAAUAAUUGUUGCACGUUUUUUCUUUCAAAAAA